Molecule: messenger RNA, 463 nt
Organism: Paramuricea clavata
Lineage: Eukaryota; Metazoa; Cnidaria; Anthozoa; Malacalcyonacea; Plexauridae
Source: the annotation of a GenBank genome assembly
AUGCCAGGAAUUGGCACGCGGACCUAUCCAAAUCUCCAAGUGUACUGUAAAAAAUUUGACUUAAAGAGUUACGACACCUUUUUGAUCUUGACCGCUACGAGGUUUACACAGUUUGAUCUCGAGCUUGCGCUGAAAAUCAAAUCUAUGGGAAAAUCGUUCUUUUUAAUACGGACAAAAAUUGACGUAGAUGAAGAUAACGAGAAACGUAAGAGAAAACCUAAUAUCGAAGAGAUGUUACGCAAAAUCCAAGCUAAUUGUUAUGAAAACGUAAAAGAUCUUGGCAUUUCUAAUGACGAGAUCUUCCUUAUUAGUAAGCACGAUACAAAUAAAUGGGAUUUUGUGCGCCUGGUCCAAGCCGUCUUAGAGAAGUUGUCUGCCCAUCAGAAGGAGGGUCUAAUCCUUGCGUUGUCGUUGAAGCAAUUAUCUAAAGAUAUUGUGAAAAGAAAAGUUGAAGUUUUACGAA